Messenger RNA from Aureobasidium melanogenum CBS 110374, 1470 nucleotides. RefSeq names its product catalase-domain-containing protein. The record is from RefSeq and is a predicted model, not a curated record. The coding region runs from base 1 to 1470 and encodes 489 amino acids. Gene Ontology annotation, molecular function: catalase activity; heme binding. Gene Ontology annotation, cellular component: cytoplasm; peroxisome; mitochondrion. Gene Ontology annotation, biological process: response to hydrogen peroxide; hydrogen peroxide catabolic process. NCBI's taxonomy places the organism in Eukaryota, Fungi, Ascomycota, Dothideomycetes, Dothideales, Saccotheciaceae. The transcript is spliced from 2 exons.
AUGAAACUAACAUUGGUACAAGGUGCACCUGUCUCUGAUCCUUCAGCUUCCCUGCAGGUCCGUACGACAUAUGGCGGUGGUGGUCUAGGUAUCCUGGCCGAUACUCAACUCAUUGAGACACUCGCCCAUUUCCCUCGUGAACGCAUUCCUGAACGUGUAGUCCACGCAAAGGCAGCCGGAGCAUGGGGAGAUUUCGAAGUUACAGACGACCUCUCAGACAUCACUGAUGCCAAAUUCCUCAGUGGAAAGGGAAAGAAGACUCCUCUUCUUGCUCGUAUCUCGACUACUGCUGGUGAGAGAGGUGCUGCCGACACUGUCCGUGAUAUUCGUGGCUGGUCCAUGAAGCUCUUCACCGAGGAAGGAAACCAGGACUUUGUCUUCAACAGUCUGCCCGUCUUCUUUAUCAGAGACCCCAUCAAAUUCCCUAGUGUCAACCGUUCUCACAAGAGACAUCCUGUAACUAACAUUCCUGAUCCGGACAUGUACUGGGACUACCACGUCAACAACCAGGAGGGUAUCCACGCAUUGAUGCAUCUCUUUGGUCUGCGCGGUAUUCCUGCUUCGCUCCGUCACAUCAACGCUUUUGGUGUUCACACAUACAAGCUCGGCAAGCAGGAUGGCAGCUUUGUUUACGUCAAGUGGCAUAUCAAGCCUGAGGGUGGCAUCGAGAACCUCACGGCAGAGAAGGCACUCCAUCUUGCUGGUUCAGCUCCCGACUACCACGUCAAAGAUCUUUACGACGCAAUCGAGCGUGGAGACUACCCUACAUACACCGUGAACCUCCAGAUUAUGAAACCCAAGGAAGCAGAGGCUUCAGGUAUCAACAUCUUCGAUAACACUUUCACCUGGCCUCACGAGAAAUACCCCCUGCGUCAGAUUGGCAAGAUCACAUUCAACAAGAACCCCACCAACUACUUCCAGGAUAUUGAACAAGCUGCCUUCUCUCCUUCAACGAUGGUUCCCGGAGUGGGUCCCUCCGCCGAUCUGAUGCUCCAGGCACGCAUGUUCAGUUACCCUGACGCUGCUCGCUACCGUCUUGGACCCAACUACCAACAACUUCCCUGCAACAGACCUAUCAGCCAAGUCUACUCGCCCUACCAACGUGACGGCCCCGGACGCAUGGAUGGCAACUACGGCGCCGAUCCCGACUAUGUUCGCAGCAGCUACACCAAGCUCGCCCACGGCAGCCACGAACUCGCCACACACGAGCAAUGGGUUGGUAAAGUCACCUCUGCAUCAUCCGAUGUCACCGACAAGGACUUUGAACAACCUAGAAUCUUGUGGCACACUAUGCUCAAGGAAGAAGGUGGACGCGAGAACUUCCUCAAGAAUCUGUGUCCUCAUCUUGGUGGUGCUUCGGACCCUAUUAUUGAAGAGGCUAUUAAGAUGUUUGGCAGAGUCGAUGAGGGACUUGGCAAGGAUAUCCGUCAAGGUAUCAAGAACCACAAGGAGGGAAAGUCUAUUGUUUGA